AUUAUUAAUGAGAAUAUUUUAUAGUGUUAAAUGUACUGAUAUACAGUACGUCUAAACAGGGCGAAUAUAAGGUUAUGUAGAAAAUACAUAAUGGUUAAAUGUGCAAUAUGUAAGAUUCAAGAAUUAACCAAAUUGAAUGUAAACAAGUAGUGGUUUCUGACAUUAUGAUUUCUAUGUGUUUUGUUGCAGAGCAAUCUAUUGAAGCUAACAUGCUAACCAGCUAGCCCGUCUAAAGCUUGUCCCAGUCCAAAGCUCCCGUGCUUAUGGGUGUAAACACUUACUUUUCCCUGAUCCCAGAGCUUCAAGUCACAACCGCUUACUGAGCUAACUAAGCUAAUUUAGCAAAGGCAGCUACAGUUAGCAGCAGUUAGCAGUGACUCUGGGGAUAUCCAACCCCCAGUUGAGUAUGAAUUUGACAGGUGGCCAUCACAUUUUACACCUUUAAUACAAUUAAGUGGGUUCUACUGUUAUGCAAAAGAUCAGACCAAGCUUUGGACACAUGCAAACCAAUUUAAAACCCAAGUUAGAACUUUACUGGUUUCACAAAGUAAUUUCCAAAAAAAAAAAUAGCACUUAACAUUUUAAUAUGAUUCAACCAUACUUUGAUUGUUACGCAUGACCCAGCCCCACACUCCAUUCCUUCUGUUUUGACCAACUCUUUUGUCUCUGUGUGCCAGCUCCUGUAAUCCCCUUAGACACGCCACCUGCAGACUGUCUGUUAUGUAAGGCUGGAAGGAGACAUUAUAAGGGCCGACCAGGCUGUCCUGCAUCAGAGCACAGGUUGAAUUGUCUGAGCACACACCAGACCAGGGACAGAUCUUUCGUGAGUGUGAUUCCCGGUCCUGGGAGUCCGGGAAGAGGAGCUUGAGUGACAUCUGGCCUGUAACUCAUUCCUGGUUUAAGAGGAAGACCAUCAAACAAGCUCCAAAUAUGUUUUUCAGAGUCCCAAGACUGACCCCGGGCUACAUUAGGCUGCUGCAGCUCACAAAACACAAUCACCUUUCCGGUGGCAUUUACCACAAACAAUGGAGAAACCCAAGCCUGUGACAGUCCAUUGCGUUGUAAAUGGAAAUGGGAAAAGGACCCAGGCCUACCACAAUGUGUCUGUGACGCCUCCAGCUGAGAAGUCCGUGCCCGGCAUGGCCAUGCUGCUGGGGGCCUUGGGGAUCGGGGUGUGUGGCUACAGCUCCAGGCAGCUGGCCCUCCACCACCGGCCCUCUGCGCGUGUGCUGCAGUUGAUUGGCACACACACUGAUGCCAGCACGGUGGGCACAGCAGCCCACAGGACCCCGUUCCUGGACAUCGCUCGCCGGGGCGUUGCCAGCCAGGACAUCCCACCUCCCUCCUUUGUGGGCCAGAAAGUUCCUCUGAAAUAAUCCGUAGAGUGGAUACAGAUUGGGCAACAUCACAGGUUGAGUUCGGGUAACUACACUUCCGCGCGUCUAAGAUCGUAGCUAUGCUGGCCCGUCGCUCAGAUGUGGCCCAUGUGCUCUCUGGUGAUGAGCAAGUGUGGUUAUUGGACUGACCUCAACCUGAAGUUUGAUGUCUGAUAUUCUGUAACUAGUGCAACACAUAUAAAACUAGAUUCACUGCUGUUGGAUUGUGUCAGUUAGCCACUAAUAUUGUAGCUUUUAAUGCACCGAGAAGGUCCAAAGCAAUACGGCUGAUUGGAUGAGUGCGUAAUGAUGCUGGAACCUCCCAAAGACUCUGUCAGGAACUGACAUGUUUAAUUUGGAGACAGUGUGUGUCUUAUUGAGGGAUGGCGUGAAAAGGGACUGAUGCUUGGCAGUGCCCCUCUAUACACAGAUGGUUGGCAAACCUUUUCUCCGUGCCCCCCCUCCCCAGGCAGACAGCCAUGUGUAAGAGUUUUAGCAGUCCAUCCCUGCCCAUGACUUCAAUUGAUUUCCUCUGAGGAGGAGCAGGUGCCAUCCAUCAGCGAGCUUUGGCAUUCACUGGCGCGGUCUGCCACCGGCUGUCAAUCAAGCGACACUGGCAGAAGAUGCGGGCUGGCUGAGUCUGUGACUGGAGCUUCCCGUGUUCAGGAAAGUUUAAUCCUCACAAGGGGUUUGGCGAGAGCGAUGAAAGAGUGGAGGAGAGUGGCAGGGCCGUGUUGUGGAUCGUAAACACUUCUUUCUGUAGAAGAGUGUUGAGGAACUUUGAUAUCAAAGCCUGAGUCAUGUAAGCAAGACGAGCACAAAUACACCCUCGGGAUUAUGAAUCCCUAUUUACCUGGCUGACACAGCGGGUGGCAGGCGAACGAGGCAGAAUGGUGAUUCCUCCUGGAUAAGCCUGUGUCCUCUGCGGGGAUUACCCCAGGUGGAAAAUCAUUCCUGGCAGACGCGGUCACUCGCCUAAUCUGGUAUUAGAGGCGAGGACCCGUGAGAGGCAGACGGUCCCUGUGCAUCCAAACUUUGUGCCAUUCCCCCUGCAGAGUCCACCAUUCGCCCCACUGUGGAUUAAAAAAUGUAUGGGAUUGGUGUUUCCUUUUGCGAUUACACCAAAAAAAUGUCACAGUGAAAAGGGUUUGGCGAGAUGCUGAGCGUGGUUGAGAAUGCGUGCUGUGCCUUAUGGAUAGCACAGGGUCGUACUGUCUUUAUAUGAUAUAUCAAAAUCUGCUAAAUGAAGAAGUUUGUGUCUCAGACACCUCAAUGACACGGUGGAGGAGAAAGUUCCGUCUGUAUAGUUGUGAAGAAAAGGAAGAUGGUGGGAAAGCGAGAGUGUUUCAUCACUGAGAGGUCAGCCAAACCUUGUAAGCCAGUUUUUCAUCACUAAAGAGCCAUCCCCUUGUCCGUCCGCCAAAUUGCAUCUAGCAGCUAGUUGUUGCAGGUUAUGCUUUUUUUUUUAGAGCCCUGAGAGUGGCCCUCCCGAAAGCUGGCACAGUAGGUCACCAACAAAAUGGUCGUAAUCCACUCAGAAGAGGGGGCUAAUGGUUCCAACUGGCCUCAGAUACCGAACAAUUGCUCACCUUAAUCUGGAUCACGGACUGACACAUCAUAAUGGGGUUGUGAUAGUCUCAUACAGCAGGAUACUCAAAAUUCAGGGUAAAAAUACAGAUUAUAAAACUUUCCUGCGACAGCCGAUUCAGAUUUAUGUAUGUACUUAACAUACUCUUCUCCUGCACUGCUUUUUAAAGUCACACUCAGGCAUGGAAAUCGAUGUGUGUGGGUGCUCGAGGUUGUGUAACGCACCUGGCUGCUGUUUUUUUUUUUUUUGAUGGAUUCUCUUUAUACUGCAGUGGUGCACAGUGAGCACAGAGCACUGUGGAAACCUAUUGAUCUCAAUCAGAGAGUGAGGGAGAGCUUGUCUCCUCACUGCAGCAAACUUCCCGUUUCACUCAGCAGAGUGGAGUUUAUGAGGUGGGGGCGUGGUGGGGGGGGACUGCCAAGACAGCACCCAGACGAAAAAAGGGAGCAUCUGAAAAAAAAACACGUUUGCCGCCGGGAAUCAAAAUACAGGGAAUGUUUGAAAGUACAAUAUUAAUCUGUUAGCUCACUGUGUAAAGGUCUACGUACUCCGCCUCAGCUGUGCUCGUUAAGUGAGAGAUUUGUACUGUAAGCGCUGUAGUUAAUAUUUAAUGGAAAGUUGUUGGAAGAGAUUUAUGAAAUAAAAGCAUUUGGCAAACAUGCUGCUCUGCUGUU
This is a messenger RNA of Acanthopagrus latus (yellowfin seabream), 3638 nucleotides long. RefSeq lists its product as uncharacterized. NCBI's taxonomy places the organism in Eukaryota, Metazoa, Chordata, Actinopteri, Spariformes, Sparidae. Bases 1026 to 1376 code for a protein of 116 amino acids. The record is from RefSeq and is a predicted model, not a curated record. The transcript is spliced from 3 exons.